Miscanthus lutarioriparius is the source of this 711-nucleotide messenger RNA. The record is from the annotation of a GenBank genome assembly. Lineage: Eukaryota; Viridiplantae; Streptophyta; Magnoliopsida; Poales; Poaceae.
AUGGCUUCAUCUUUGACAAACCAUUGGGUUGUUGGCGGUUCAUCCUGUCAUGAAUACACGAGCAACAGAUCUGAUGAUUGCUUCAAGGUAUUGACUUGGAAUCACAAUGUGAUCAAGGGGAAGCAGUUCUUGCCCAGAGAAAAGGCUGCUUUGACUGUCGCCCGAGCUGUACCAAAAGAUCCCAAGAAGGGCAUUCACCUCCGUAUGACAACAAAGUGGUGGGAGAUAGACAUGAAGGACAACAUGAUAAAUAUCAAAUCACAGGACGAUUUUGAUGAACAGCUUCUGAUGGCCAGAGAUAAAUUCACAGUGGUGCACUUCUUUUCACCUAGCUGUGGAGCUUGCAAGGCCCUACACUCUAAGGUACAUCAGUUUGCCGAGAUGCAUCCAGGACUGCAAUUUCUUAUGGUCAACUAUAAUGAACAAACAGAUAUCUGUAAGAGGCUCCAUGUCUGUGUCUUGCCAUUGUUCCGCUUUUACAGAGGCACCGAAGGUCGUAUUUGUAGCUUCAGCUGCACAAUUUCAACUAUUCAUAAGUUCAAAGAUGCUCUGAAAAGGCAUGGGGUUCAGACUGAGAGUCAAGCAGCAGAAAAGGGGUUGGAAGAAUAUGAACUUAAGAGCUUUGACCCACCUACUGAUAUCUCAAAUGCAAGUGAUGCUUCACCGAAAAUGGACAGAGAUGAUGGCCCCAGCGAACCCAGCAAUGAUUAA